Gavialis gangeticus (Gharial) is the source of this 4610-nucleotide messenger RNA. RefSeq names its product plexin C1 (gene PLXNC1). The transcript has 30 exons. The annotation marks the transcript as partial. Gene Ontology annotation, molecular function: protein binding; semaphorin receptor activity. Gene Ontology annotation, biological process: regulation of cell shape; regulation of GTPase activity; positive regulation of axonogenesis. Gene Ontology annotation, cellular component: semaphorin receptor complex. The record is from RefSeq and is a predicted model, not a curated record. NCBI's taxonomy places the organism in Eukaryota, Metazoa, Chordata, Crocodylia, Gavialidae.
GGCGGCAGCUGCCUGUUCGAGCUGGAGCCGGCGCUGAGCCGGGCGCGGGACGUGCUGCACCUGGGCCCGGCGGGGCAGUGCGCGCAGCCCGCCGGCGCCCACAGCAAGCUGCUGCUGCCCUACGGCACCGACAACAGGACGCUCGCGGGCUGGACGCUGCACAAAGGCACCUGCCAGCUGCUCCGCGGGCUCAAGGUGGAGCGCAACCAGAGCGAGGUGGUGAGCUGCCUGCCCCGCGGCUCCACGGCCGGCGUCGUCUUCCGCUGGGCGGGGGGCGACUACGUGGCCGUGGCCGCCACCUACUCGGUGGACGGGCAGUUCAGCUGCGGCCUGGUGCCCUCGGAGGCCAAGACCGUGCUCACCAUCCGCUACCUGGGGGACCUGAUGCCCACGGACAGCUUCGACGUGCUCAAGUACAAGCACGCGCCGCUGCACUUUGUGGACGCCUUCUUGUGGCACGAGCACCUCUUCUUCCCCUACUACCGCCUGCCCCAUGGGCCGCCCAGCGUCGUGGUGCUCAACAGCAGAGGGCACUUCCACACUCCUUCCCAGGUGCGCCUGAGCUGCGGCUGCCGCGGCCACAUCCUGGCUUCCAGCAUCCUGCCGCAGCAGGGGUUUUGGGCUGCCGUCUUUGCCAACCAAACAGAGCAGCCGGCCUGGGCCGCGCCGGCCUGGGACAACACUGCGCUCUGCCUCUUCGACCUGGCGUUCCUGCAGGACGCCAACCCGAAAUGCCUCUCCAACGACUUCGACUCCACCGGCUGCGAAACUGUGCCGACAGUGAAAAAGUCACCGACCUUGAUUCACUCUGAUUUAUCAGCUGUUUAUGCUACUGUCGUUUUGAACAAGAUAGUUUUGUUCUUGGGAACAAAUAAUGGACAGUUACUGAAGGUUAUUCUUAACAAGAAUCUGGAACCGAAUUGCCCUGAAAUUUUACAUGAAAUAGAAGAAGAAACACCAGUUUUUCCCAAACUUGCACUUGACCCAGUGGAUAGUAACUACAUAUAUUUGGCAUCUGCUAACGAGGUGAGGAGAAUACAAGUUGCAAACUGCAGUAAUUAUGUUUCUCAUUCAGAUUGUUUGUCUGCAGAGGAUCCAUACUGUGAAUGGUGUCAUUUAACUAACAGGUGUACCUUGAAAGGAAAUUGUACACGUUCAGACAGUUUACCAGAUUUGGUUAACAGUUCACAUGAAGUGGAUCAGUAUGUUGUAAUCCAGAUAAGGAUCAUGCAUCAUGAAAAUAAGAUUCUCAAGAUUAUUGUGAUGACAGUUGGAAAUGUUCCACCUGAUUUCCAAAAGGAUUCUUUUUGUAGGAUAAAAAAUGCAAAACAAACCAAUAUACUUUGUGAAAAUGAAAAGCAACAAAUCUUGAACUGCAGCUGCAGUGUAACAUACACAGCACCAACUACCAAUGAUUGUUCGGCAGUUGAAGUGUCCGUCAUCUCAGGCUCUUGGAAUUUAUCAGAGACAGUUCUGUUGCCAAACUGCUUACAUUGCAGUGGUACUGGUGAAAAUGAUUGUUCCUGUUGGCCUAAUGAUGAUGUCAUAGAUCAGUAUAUCCACAUUAAUUCCAUAAAACCUUCAUCAAUAUCAACAUUAGGGAAAGGUGAAGUGAUCAUUGAAGGAAGAAACUUCACACAAGCACCAGAUUUGAAGGUGGUGUUGACUGGGCCUGGUGGCUGUAAACGAAAAAUCAUCAGUGUUGGCAAGGUGUUAAACGACACACACAUGAUAUUCUCUCUCCCUCCGGGACGCAAAGAAGCCAAGAGAGUUUGCAUAAGCACUGCUGAGCGUAAGUGCUCAUCACCAGUGACGCUAUACUAUGUCUCACUACCAUCAUGUAUUAAUAUUAGACCAAACAGCUCCUGGGCCAGUGGUGGUCGCAAAAUAACUUUGUUUGGUAGAAAUGUUAAUGUAGCAGAUGGUGUGGUUAUUUCAGAUGAACAGAGAUCACAUCUGAAUGUCUCAAGUUACCCUGAAAAUACUACUUGGUGUCAUUUUCUAGCACCAGCAGUUAGCCAUGCAAAAGCAAGUAAAAUUGUCGAUGUGCUCUUAAAAGUGGAAAAUGUCCACAAACCAUGUAUUAAGUUGCAAUAUCAUCCUGAUCCUGUAUUCAUUAGCUACCAACUGCAAACUGAGAUGGACCCUCAUCUGGAGUUAAAGUUAUAUAAAGAAAAUGACAACUUAGACAUUUCCAAAAAUGAGAUUGAAGUUUUUCUCCAGUAUGAGAGUGGUUCACAUUUGAGAACCAUACAUUUCAGUGUUCAAAAUAUUACCAAAAACCCGAAACGCAGUACUGUUCUGUGCAAAGGCAAAAGGGAAAGUCAAGACAAAAUUGAUUUUUCUACAGUGAAAAUUUACGUCAAAUUAGGAAACUUAAACCAUGAAGUCAAAGCAAAAUCAUCACACAUGUAUUUGUAUGUGCUUAUUUUGCUCCCUGUCUUACUCCUGGCUGUAAUUGUAGUGGCAUUCAUAGUAACUAGACGUAAAUCCAAAGAGUUAACCCAUAAACUGAGUGAACAACUUGAACUGCUGGAAUGUGAGCUUCGGAAAGAAAUACGUGAGGGAUUUGCUGAACUGCAGAUGGAUAUGUCAGAUGUGGUGGAUAGUUUUGGAACUGUUCCCUUCCUUGACUACAAACAUUUUGCUCUUAGAACUUUCUUCCCAGAGCCAAAAACACUUGCAGCUCCCUUCACAGAAGACAUGCACACUAGUGUACCGCCGGACAGAGACCAAACUCACAAGGAUGAAAGCCUCACUCUGUUACAGACUUUAAUUUGUAACAAGAAUUUUCUUGUUACUCUCAUUCACACCUUUGAAAAGCAGAAAACCUUCUCGGUGAAAGAUAGGUGUUUGUUUGCUUCCUACUUGACCAUUGCACUACAAACUAAGCUAGUCUACCUAACCCGUAUUCUAGAAGUCUUGACAAAGGACUUGAUGGAGCAGUCUAGCAACGUGCAACCUAAGCUCAUGCUAAGGCGCACAGAAUCAGUGGUAGAAAAACUGCUAACAAAUUGGAUGUCCGUUUGUCUUUCUGGUUUCCUCCGGGAGACGGUUGGUGAAACUUUUUAUUUGCUUGUGACAGCCCUGAAUCAGAGGAUAAACAAAGGUCCUGUGGAUGUAAUAACUUGCAAAGCCCUCAACACAUUAAAUGAAGACUGGCUGCUGUGGCAAGUGACUGAAUUCAGCACAUUGACACUGAAUAUCAUCUUUGAAAAAACCCCAGAUAAUGAGAAUGCAGAUACCUGUCAGACUAUCUCAGUCAGUGUUCUGGAUUGUGAUACUAUAGGGCAAGCCAAGGAGAAGAUCUUUCAAGCUUUUGUAAAUAAGAAUGGUUCCCUUUAUGGUCUUCAGCUUGAUGAAAUUGGUCUUGAACUUCAGUCUGGUGCACAGCAAAAAGAACUGUCAGAUAUAGAUGAGUCCUCCCCGAUUCUGGAAGAUGGGAAAACAAAGCUAAACACCAUUGGUCACUAUGGGAUUUCAGAUGGUGCCACCGUCAAAGUCCUUAAAAAGAAAACACCAGAUGUGGAUUACUCUGAUGAAUACUGUCAUUUGAUUUUACCAAACUCUGAAACAGUGAAAGAUAUUCAGGGAGCAAAAACCAAAGGAAAGCAGAAAUUCAAAGUAAAAGAAAUGUAUCUGACAAAGCUGCUGUCUACCAAGGUUGCAAUUCAUUCCGUUGUCGAAAAGCUCUUCAGAAGCAUCUGGAGCUUACCUAACAAUAAAGCCCCUGUUGCUAUCAAAUACUUUUUUGACUUCUUGGAUGCUCAGGCUGAAAGUAAAAAGAUCACAGAUCCUGAUGUGGUACAUAUAUGGAAAACCAACAGUCUUCCUCUUCGCUUCUGGGUGAAUAUACUGAAGAACCCCCAGUUUGUCUUUGAUAUUAAGAAGACUCCACAUAUAGAUGGUUGUUUGUCAGUAAUUGCACAAGCUUUCAUGGAUGCCUUUUCUUUAACAGAACAUCAGCUGGGGAAGGAAGCACCAACAAAUAAACUUCUCUAUGCCAAGGAUAUUCCACUCUACAAGGAGGAAGUGAAAGCUUACUAUAAAGAAAUCAGGGAUUUGCCUCCAUUGUCCUCUUCAGAAGUAGAUGACUUUUUAAUUCAGGAAUCUAAGAAACAUGAAAAUGAAUUCAAUGAGGAAGUGGCCUUGACUGCAAUCUACAGAUACAUAAAAACCUACCAUGAGGAAAUCCUGACUAAGCUAGAGAGAGACGGGGGACAAGAGGAAGCCCUGAAGCAGUUGCUGCAAGUAAAAGCCUUAUUUGAUGAAAAGAAAAAAUGCAUGUGGAUGAGAACAGAGCACUGCUGAGAUGUGGCAAAUUGCUAAAAUAGAGCUACUGGUACCAUAGUCAGGUUGGGAGGCUGUAUGGAUAGUGAGCUGUUGUUCACCACUUUUACCAUUUAAACUGUUGUUUAAGUGUAAGACAUCAGAGAAGAAGGUCUGUUGAGCUAGACUGUCAAAUAUCGGCAGGUGCAAAUGUGUGUGAAUGUAACGCCUAUGCAUGCAGCCUCCUUGGCAUACACUUACUUGUGUGCCCAUUCACCCGGGCUUGAAUAGCUGGCUGAAAGAAAGACUUAAAAAACCUUAAGGCAAACCUGCAGAAACCA